UCCGGUAGCCAACGUUUUGGCUUUGGAUCAUCCGGAUAUUUGAUUCACUCCACUUGGUCGGAAUAUAAUCCUUUCUCGGACUCUGAUGAUUCAUGAAUAACACAGCAUUCCACAUUUGGCCCAUGAGCUCCUAAGCCAUCCGGAGAAUUUUCCCUUGAUGAAACCCAUGGAUAAUGAGAUAUACCGAAGGCAAAUCCCAAGCCGUUCCUGGUCGUCCAUUAAAGCGUACGCUGCACUAUUUACUGUGCAGGUAGUGAUGUUGUGGCUCUUUUUUAUGCCCCCUUUUCCCACGUUGCUGGAUAGUCCUUUGUUUGUUUCUGUCUUUUCGAUUAUGUUCUUCUGCGUUUUAUGUCUACUUUAUAAUCAGGCCGGGAGGAUAGUCAUGGGCAUUGCUUUUGCCUACUCCUAUGUUCAACGCCCGGAUUGAUUCAAUGAUCCUGGACUUUGUGUAUUUAUGGUGUGGGUAUCUGUUUAUCAUUUCUCUAUCCGACCUUGAUGGACAAUGAUGGUUUCAGUGGUCGGCCUCACGA
This is a messenger RNA of Aspergillus caelatus, 530 nucleotides long. RefSeq lists its product as uncharacterized. NCBI's taxonomy places the organism in Eukaryota, Fungi, Ascomycota, Eurotiomycetes, Eurotiales, Aspergillaceae. The transcript has a single exon. Bases 158 to 427 code for a protein of 89 amino acids. The record is from RefSeq and is a predicted model, not a curated record.